Messenger RNA from Prorocentrum cordatum, 2454 nucleotides. The record is from the annotation of a GenBank genome assembly. NCBI's taxonomy places the organism in Eukaryota, Dinophyceae, Prorocentrales, Prorocentraceae.
GAGGCUGCCAAGAGCACCCAAAAGGCGCCCCAAAGGCGCCUCAGGACCGCUGAAAAUAACCUCCCAGCGGCCCCAGAGUUUUGCAAGACGCCCCGCAAGUUCUACGACUUGUACCUGGACCGCGAAGGACAGGGAGGUCGUCUCCCCCCAGACGCUGCAGGCUUCCAGGGGUCCUUCGCCGACUUCGCCAGGAGGUGCAGAUACGACCCCGCGAAGCACCGCGUUGUGCACAGGUUCCAGGGCACACGGGCCUGGGCGUGCUUUGGCAAGGUGUCUUGCUCCGUGGGCUUCUCCUUCUACUGGGAGACCCGCGACAUCUUCGUGGGGCAGUACAUGGCAACUUUUGUGCCGCACGACAAGGGCAACGACUGGGAGCUCUGCGAACGGCUUCCCGGGCCCGGGGAGCCGCCGCGCCCGGAGAGUACGCGGUUCCUGACUGCUGCCGUCCGCAGCGCGUGUCGUGACGGAGGGGCGGUUCGGUCGGCCCUCCAGCGGUGGAUCCGCGAGGAGGAUGCUCGCUUGGCCGAGUACGUCGAGUUCGCGCAGCGCUGCGACGUGCGCGGCGAGCCGUACAACAGGAAGGCCAGCACUGACGUGUUCAAGUCAUUCGCAUUCCAGUCCGGCGAGGAGCGCACAGCCGUCCGGGAGUGGUUGCUCUCGGGCCGACCUGUCUCCUUCGACGGCCCCGAGGACAGGGAGAUGGCUUUCCUUGCGAUACAGGCGGCGAUGGUCCGCGACCUCGGGCUCCGCGGUGCCAAGCCAGCUCGGCGGUACAAUUUCUGUUCCACGAUCCGUGCCAGCUUCCUCCUCGUGUGCCAGUGGCUUCGGCCGGAGGCCGACGCGGCGUUCGAGCUCAUCAAGACGGUCUGGAAUCUGCAGCGGCCGCACCAUUUGCCAGCGCGCACGUGGUCGCCCGGCCAGGCGGAGCUUCUCCGCGUCGCCCGCGCAGCCUUGUCGGUGGAGGAUUCCAACGAGCUCCGGCUCGCCCCGGUGCUCUCCCAGUUCGUCCACGUGUUUGGGGAGCCGGGGUGCGGGAAGAGCGAGGCCCUCAUCUACGCCGCGCACGAGGCCUCGCAGCGCGAGGCCCGGGUGCUCAUAGCCUGUCCGACGGGCGUGCUCGUGGGCCAGUACAGGGACAGGUUACCCUCCACGCAGUUCAUCACCGUGGAGACGAUCCACUCGGCCUGGCGGGUCCUGCGGGACUACGACCGCAAGACGUACUCGCCCCCUACGAGACUCACGCAGUACGACGCCGUGUUCAUUGAUGAAGUCUCGCAGCUCGAUGACCACAUCUUCGAGAUCCUCUUGCAGGUCCUUCCGGAGUUGCCGCAGCGGCCCCUCGUCGUCUUCGCCGGGGACUUGUCCCAACUCCAGCCGGUGGGCAGCGGGGGCUUCGUACGACACUUCCUGUCCAACGACGGCCUCCAGCACAUCCACAUGCAGACGCACGAGUUCGCCAGGUCGAAGGACCCCGUGCUCCUGGAUUUCCUCUCGGACAUCCGUGCCCGGCAGCCGACGAGGCGAGCGCUGAAGGACUUCUUCGGGGGUCGGCAUCUGGGCCGCAACCUGCCGCGCGCCGUGGCCGAGUGCCGUCGGGUCUGCCAGGAGGCUGCCCCCGGGGACAAGGACCCCGUCACGUGGCUCACGUGCACCAGCGAGGGCGCGCAGAAGGUCAAUUACGAAUACCUUCGGCAGGCUUAUGGCUUGGACCAGGCUGCCAUUGACGCGCACCCCGCGGGCUUCCGCUCGGACCCCGACUACGGCGACCGCAGGGUGGUCGUCCAGGUCGGCAUGUGGCUGAGGAUGACCAAGAACAUCGACAAGGACAGGGGCUUCUGCAACGGCGCCACGGGCACCGUCGCCUUCGUCCUUUCGGACGGGACGUCGGGGCCGCCCGUGUUCAUAGUGCGGCUGGCCCAUGGGGCGUACGUUUUGGUGCACCCCAUCAAGACGGAGCACGGCCGGCGCCACACGGCGGCGUACAUCCCGGCCGUCUACGGCUAUGGCAUGACCACUCGUAAGGCACAAGGCGCUUCCCUGCGCCGUGUGGUGCUGUAUUUCGAGCUCUGGCGGCCGGCCUGCCGGGGCUUCGCGUACGUGGGCCUCAGCAGGGUCUCGUACCACGACGGCGCAUUCUACUUCGGGCGUCUUCGGCGGACGGACUGGCUGCCGGUGGGCGGCCCCGGGGCGCCCGCGGAGCAGGUGGAGCGGGGCGCCGACUCCACCGACGACUCCGACCUCUCCGACGAGGGCGACUCCGACGCCGAUGGCGGCCUGGCGUUGCUGGCCGGCCAGGGGAGCGGCGCGGCCGCAGACUACAGUGCUCUCUUCGGGGCUGACGCGCCCCCCGAUUCUCCCAGCGCUGAUGCCGAGGCGGGCGGUGGGCAGGGCGGCGCCUCCGACGGCGACUACGCCGCCCUCUUCGGGCCGAUGGCCGGCGGCGACCUGAACCAG